Molecule: messenger RNA, 1347 nt
Organism: Schistosoma turkestanicum
Lineage: Eukaryota; Metazoa; Platyhelminthes; Trematoda; Strigeidida; Schistosomatidae
Source: the annotation of a GenBank genome assembly
UUGAUAAAUUAAUGUGUGGGCGAAGUACAACCUUACUAUAUACAUUUUAGAAAAAGUUCUAGCUACAGAUACGUGACUAUCUGUUAAGAGACGUCGUUUCUGACCGGCUAAUUUCCAUUUAUUUCAGCUUAACCAUGUCCGAGCAGUGGAAUAGUCAAUGUGUAGAUCAUGUGCAGCGACACAAUAGCCUAAAAAAUCUCUACAUAGCGGAUGAUAAGGGAACUCCUUACGGCUCAUCUAGUCCCGACUUUCAACUAACUCCUGAGUUGGUGCUUCAGCUCAAAUCACUGCUCAGUGAUGACAAGGACACCUCUUUUACAUUCAAAAAUGAGAAAUACUUCAUCAUCAUUCGCGAACCUACUUAUUUUAUCAGUCGAUGUAGCGGGAAAUCACUUCUGUUCCAUACAACACAAAAACUCAGUUGGCCAGCGGUUCUGUCUUUUGAUGUUCAUUCAGUUGCGGUUUGAGGACUCAAAUAGUCAAAGUGGAUAAAACCAACAGGAAUUGGUUCCGUGAUUAUUGUCUAUUCAGCCCUCUCUCUUCAGUGUUCAUUCGAUCUGCGUUCGUUCUCAAUCAAAAUCAAAGUUGUUACAGGUUUGUAAAUUGGCUGUAUCCUGCACCUAUUUUGUGAGGGAUAUUACAGUAAAUUUUUUGUUUAGUCUUACUAAACAACUCAAGUAUUGCACAUCAGAAGUACCGUCCUACUCUGACUUCAUGCUGCAUACUUCUCGAAUGCAUUUAUACGGUGAUUACUAAUGCAUUGUUCUAAACAUUUUAUUUUCAGUUUGCUUGGUUGGACAGACUGUCGACGAUAAAGUAAAUUAUUGCAAUGCAGGGAAUGUUGCUAUGGGCCUUAUUUGCGAUUAUUACAAGACAAAUCACUUUUAAUUAACUUCACAUACGAUAUGAUGCAUCGUGUUAAUGAUGUAUUUGAUUGAUACACUAAUAAAUAAUGACCAUGUAUUACCCUUUGCUUCUUUCCCGUUCUGGACUUAUUUCUCGUUUGUAGGGUUUUAUCUAAUUCGAUUUAAAGUUGAACAUAGCAUUGAUAUUUAUGUAUUUGCUUAGAUUGCUAUUUUUCAUGUUAAGAUAAAUAUUGUUCAGUGGAUUAUUAUGACUUAUGUGCCACUUUCCUUUCUCAUAUUCAAUCGAGUAUUGUACGUCUGUAAAAAUCUUUGAUACCUAAACAUUUUGAAAAUCCUUAUGCAUUGUUGUUAUUAGCUUGCAUGUAUUCGUAAAUUAGUUUUACAUAUUUUUUGAAAUUUCGAAUUAAAGGAUGAUCACUACUUUGCCUGAGCUAGGGGUAUUAAGCUUUAUCAAUAUUGAAUCUAUGCCUUUGCUACAAAA